Messenger RNA from Eupeodes corollae, 369 nucleotides. RefSeq lists its product as uncharacterized. Lineage: Eukaryota; Metazoa; Arthropoda; Insecta; Diptera; Syrphidae. The record is from RefSeq and is a predicted model, not a curated record. Bases 25 to 369 code for a protein of 114 amino acids. The transcript is spliced from 2 exons.
GCAUGCUGUGUCUUACAUAAUUUUAUGAAUGUCAAUAACGAUGAAAUGAACCUUCAAUGGUUGCAGAAUACAAACAAUAAUCCGCAAAGACAACAACCAGAACAUUCAACGCAAAUAGAUAAUUUGAGAAGUUCACCUUCAAUCAUACGAAAUGCCAUCAGCAUGCAUUUAUCCCGCGGCCUAGAAGUAGAAGAAGUAGCGAUUGGUGAAGUGGAUUCCGCAGAUGGAUUGUCAUUGAUGUCCAAUGGGAUGAGGAAUAUCUUGACCUGGACCUUGAUCUCGACCUCAACUCGUCAGAAGCCAGAAUUGCGUCCGUUGAAAUGUCAUUAUCAUCUACAAAUUAAAAUAAUAUACAUAUCUGUUAGUUGA